AAGUUAAAGAAGUGCGAUUAACCGAAAGGAGGCUAGAGUAUCCCCGAUUAAAUCGACAGAGAUAAACCCAAGCUUGUAUCGGGGGUUUCUGUUUUCCUUUUUCAGAGUUUCUUUCCAGCCCUAUUUUUUCCAUUAACAUUCCUCUUCCUCGCAAAUCAUAAGUGUACAAUUUCUUGUCUGUAAAGAAAUUUAGCCGAGUAUAUUCGAAAAUGCAUCGGAUUAAGUACAAAUUAGCAGAAUCAAGAAGUUUGAUUAAGAAUGGAUUAUCUUCUCUCUUGAAAACCCAAAACGGAUUUCAUUCAACUUCCUCAUCUACUACAAUCGGAAAGAAUCUUUCUGAUAUUCCAGCGGUUGGGAUACAUCCAAGUAGUGUGAGUAAGACUAUUGCCAAACCAAAGUGGUUGAAAAGGGAGUUUGGCACUGUUGGAGGUGCCCAUUUUAAAGGACCGCAAACCAGAGAAUCUACAGUGGCUCUGUUAACUCCUCAUCAACUCAAUAAAUACAAUGGAUGUCACAAAAAUCUUCCUUGUUUUGUUAGAUCUCUUGCAUCCAGUUCAGCUUCUCAGUCGGGACAAAAAAAGAAUGAGAGUAGAAAAGACUUAAAAACUACUGUUGAAGAUCCCUUUGAUGAGCUCACGGAUAAGAUUCCGCAGAAACCUGUGACAUUUACAGAAGGGGCCUCCUACAGCUUUAUCAUUAUUGCUGGUCUUGGUGUUGCAAUUGCUGCAGGAUAUGCUGUAGUUAAGGAGCUAAUCCUCGAACCUAAAGAGUAUAAAAUAUUCAAUAAGGCUCUAGCCAGGAUUCAGGAUGACCAUCAGGUGAAAUCAAAAAUCGGGUCUCCUAUUACGGGAUACGGUCAAGAGAGUAGAAACAGGGCUGCUCGCCAACGGAUUCCCCACAGGGUUUGGACUGAUGAAGAUGGUGUUGAGCAUGUUGAGGUUAACUUCUAUAUACGUGGCCCCCAUGGAGCCGGAAAGGUAUAUAGUGAGAUGUUCAAAGACCACGCCGACAAGCAAUGGAAAUUCAUGUUCCUAAUUGUUGAAAUCAAAUCCCCCCAUCCAGCACAGUUAAUACUCGAGUCCUUCAUUCCAGCUUAAGAUGAAAAACUGAAAGUGUACUAGUUGGCACUAGUGCGGUUUAGCCAAUCUGACAUUCAUCGCGAAGGUAACCAAUUUUCUAUCGUCCUCGAAACAUUCAAGGCGUAUAUUUUGUUUUCUUCAGGCAGAUUGAUCAUGUUAUUUUGUUGAAGCGAUGGGGCGGAAAACAUUGGCGAAUUUCGAAGAUUGAGCUACAAGAAAACCCUUCUUUAAUUUUGAUCUCCAAUGUGAAAUAAUGUUUUGAACAAAUAGAGUUCGAGUCAGGUUUUAGUCUUUCUACUAGUUCAAGCAAUCUGUUUCACGACCAUUUCAAAUUGUGGUAUGAAAGGUCAGAAUGAUCUGAUUCACUUCUCUAGUUUUUCUUUUUACUUCUUCCUUUACCCUUAUGAAUAUAUAACAAAUGCAUUUCCAGUUGCCCUUUUAACAGUUAGACUGAAACAAGUUUAGUAUGGCUGUGUUUGAACAAAUCCCAGUCUGAAUUUAGUUGGGAUGAAACA
This is a messenger RNA of Papaver somniferum (opium poppy), 1594 nucleotides long. Its product is annotated as probable mitochondrial import inner membrane translocase subunit TIM21. The record is from RefSeq and is a predicted model, not a curated record. Gene Ontology annotation, biological process: protein import into mitochondrial matrix. The coding region runs from base 210 to 1097 and encodes 295 amino acids. NCBI's taxonomy places the organism in Eukaryota, Viridiplantae, Streptophyta, Magnoliopsida, Ranunculales, Papaveraceae. Gene Ontology annotation, cellular component: TIM23 mitochondrial import inner membrane translocase complex. The transcript is spliced from 8 exons.